CAGGUGCCAGGUUGUGCCACCAAUUGCUCGGAGACACCCUGAUUUCCCAGACGAUGAGAAGCACACUUACUAUUCCUGACGAGCACUUGUUUAGCUCGCUAGUCUCGCUUUUGGUCGAAGAGUAAUGAAAAAACGAAAGUGCCGGGGAAUGAAGGGCAGACGUGAGAGACGAUCAAUCUGGUUUGGGGGGUUCAGCACCAUUCCAUGGUACUACUACUGCCUACCGACCCAAGACACCCCCUUCCACCACCAGGCACUGGCACAGGAGCAAGUCUUGAACCAGCCAAUUCAGCCCUGGGCCUGGGACCCAGGACCUGCCAGUGGGUGACGUUCCGGCUGGGGCGGGCGACGGAUUGGAGGAUCCAGGAACCCAACUGCAAGGGUGACAAAAUUGGAAGCUGCUUGAACUGGAACUGGGACUGGAGCCAUUGGAAGCCGGACUGCGAUGCCCGGCGCCGCAGGGCAGCCAACCUGGCACCGGCAGCCACUGGCGCUGCUAGCAAUGGAACACUAGUAAUAUCAUAUCACCGGCAACAAGUGAGAUAGAUGCCUGCUCCGCAAGCACUAUUCCCAGUACUAGUAAUAGCAGACUCUUGGG
Exophiala dermatitidis NIH/UT8656 is the source of this 598-nucleotide messenger RNA. RefSeq lists its product as uncharacterized. Bases 205 to 546 code for a protein of 113 amino acids. The record is from RefSeq and is a predicted model, not a curated record. Lineage: Eukaryota; Fungi; Ascomycota; Eurotiomycetes; Chaetothyriales; Herpotrichiellaceae. The transcript has a single exon.